GUCUGCCAGUGGUUUACAAGCAUUGGACUGCAGAAAUGCCUCCCUUUUAUCAGAGAGGCAAAGCUGUGUGGGGCAGACAUAGCGUCAGUGGAUACAAAUACUCUGGACGUCCUUCACAUCAUCACGUUGGAGGACAGAGAACAGCUACUGUCAGCCAUUUAUAAUGAGCUCCACCCUCCAAGCACCAUCACUGAAACACUUGACACUUUGAUUGAGUCCUUAGGGCCUAAUAAUUUAGAGGCAUUUACUACAACAUUGAUGUCAAUGACAAAAUCCAAGUCUUCUCCUCAUGUGAGCUGCUUGAGUAAGAAUAGACGUUCCCUCAAGCUCAGGAGCAACAGCCAAAGCAACAUACUACAGAAGAAUUCUCAAAUGAUAGAGAUUACUAUUAAUGCAUCAGAACGAAUAGUUCAUCUCAGAACUCCAAUGGAAACAACAGUGGGAAAAAUCAUGGACUCAUGUAUCAAAAUGCUGGGAAUGACUGAUGAUAAGAGCUUAUUAAUGCUGAAAGAAAAACAAGAUUCACCAGAGGAGCUUUCCCCAGAUCAACAAAUUGCGACUUUACUGACAUCAACAUUGGAGAAUCAACAGCUGGAGCUGCACUUGUGUAGAAUGGACAAAACAACAAGUGCUGCAUCCCAAAACAGUCCAGAAGUCAGCAGUUCCAGUGGAAAUGGUAAUAUCAACAAAAAUGUCCAGGGUAACCAGCCAGCUAAAGAAGAGAGGAUCAGGGAACUAAACCAACAAGUAGACUCUCUACAAAACGUCAUCCUUCAGAUCCAGGAGCUCCACCAUGGCCUGGUAGCAUUUUGCUCAGAAUUAAAGAACAUGGAUACAGAUGUGAACUUGGACAGACUUGGUUCUGCUGAGCUGAAAAAGAGGCUGGAGCUGGUUAACAGCAGACUCAACGACAAGAAGCAAAACCUGCAGACCCUCAGAGACAAUGUUAACAACUCCGUUGCUCACAAAAAGAAACAGCUGGAGGUUCGUCUCUUGGAAAAGAUGAAGCUGAAUUGCCAAGUGUUCAAGGAAGAAAUAUCCAUCGUGCAUCUUAACCGACAGGCAGCCCACCUUGAAAAUGCUUUGCAAGAAAGCUACCUGAAGGAGAAAGUUCAAAAAAAGACCUUAGCGGUUGGUAGCCUGACCCAGCUGGUGUCACCACAGUCUCCUGCCAUGUUGAUGGUUGUACAGGAGAACCAGAGCCCUGACGGCCAUUAUGGCUUUACAUGUCACCUCAGAGAAGAUGGUGGACUGGAGGUGCUCAAGGUGGAUAAUGCUCAUCUCUGUGUGGGGGACAGGCUGGUGGAGGUGAAUGGUGUACCAGUGCUCAAUGCUACACUUGAAGAGCUGACUAACCUCCUGCUGCAGGGACCCUGUGCUCAAGUUGUUGUUCUUCGCCAGCCCCGGUCCUCCCUGGCCUCCCCUCUGUUCCUGCAGCACAUGGUCAGCCCCGACCCUGUGCAAACCCUCCCAGAAAGUAGCUUAGUCACAAAGGAAACUCCUCCACAGCGAAAGGUGAUGGCCAUUUAAUGGGAGGAGGGGAAAUAAAAAGAGGCAACUAAAGGGAAUGUAGUAAAUAACCAGUAAUGUAAAGUAGUUUAUAAUCUUUUGUCCGUUAUUAACCUCCAUAUGUGAAUGUGUUUAUAAUGCUUCAGAAAUGUUUUUCUUAGAUUGUUAACAACUGACCUUAAGUCAGGAAAG
Messenger RNA from Melanotaenia boesemani (Boeseman's rainbowfish), 1701 nucleotides. RefSeq lists its product as uncharacterized. The record is from RefSeq and is a predicted model, not a curated record. The transcript is spliced from 11 exons. Bases 259 to 1530 code for a protein of 423 amino acids. Lineage: Eukaryota; Metazoa; Chordata; Actinopteri; Atheriniformes; Melanotaeniidae. Gene Ontology annotation, molecular function: protein binding.